Armigeres subalbatus is the source of this 757-nucleotide messenger RNA. RefSeq lists its product as uncharacterized. Bases 71 to 757 code for a protein of 228 amino acids. The record is from RefSeq and is a predicted model, not a curated record. The transcript is spliced from 2 exons. NCBI's taxonomy places the organism in Eukaryota, Metazoa, Arthropoda, Insecta, Diptera, Culicidae.
CCGGUGAUUUUUUUUUUAUAUUCCUCUUUCAAAAGAAAAUUUGGUUUUCCUCAAGUGAAGAAGAGUACCUAUGACUACCAGCGGGAAUAACCAGGUUGACUCGUACCCAAAGUCCCAAAAAGGUAGGGUCAUUGAUUCGGAAAUCGGAUCCGUAACCGUUGAGAGCGACAUGGAUUGCGGCUCCACCAUUGUACCUGGCACAGGUGGUCUGGGUGAUUCUGCAGCUCUCCCAGUGCUGGAAGAAGCACAUGGAUCAGGGUUAUCCAACCUCAAAGCUGCCGAGUCUUCGAAAGUUCGGAUAUACGAUGAACUCGAUGAUACUGCGUCUCGCUCUUCAAAACGUAAGCGCGAUGAGAAUAUUCCCGAUGGAAAUAAUAAUGCUGACAGCAAAAGGACUAAAGGCGAUGAUCAACCGAAAACUAAAAUUAUGCUGGUAAAUCGUGUUCGUGAGUUAACUAUGGAAGAUUUGGAAGAACUUCUUCGAAACCUGUAUCCUAGACAUGAUAAGAUGCUCGCGAAGCCAACUGUGCCCAGAUUUAAUGGACGUGGUGUAAACUCAGGCAGGAUAUGGUUUGACUGUGCCGACAUAGCAGGUCGUAAAUGGCUGGAAAAACAAAUCAAAAGUGUUACAGAUUCCUGGAGUCGAGGUAGCCUCGACGUUCUGGAUUGGGUUGCAGCCCCUCCUCUGAACCGGAUCCUGUUAUCAGUGCCAUGGCUGACAAACGAAUGUCGGCUCAUCAAGUUAUUUCUCGUUUAG